This is a messenger RNA of Fukomys damarensis (Damara mole-rat), 1713 nucleotides long. It is a transcript of the gene Mthfd2, whose product is annotated as methylenetetrahydrofolate dehydrogenase (NADP+ dependent) 2, methenyltetrahydrofolate cyclohydrolase. Gene Ontology annotation, biological process: tetrahydrofolate interconversion. The record is from RefSeq and is a predicted model, not a curated record. Gene Ontology annotation, cellular component: mitochondrion. The transcript has 8 exons. Bases 18 to 1163 code for a protein of 381 amino acids. Gene Ontology annotation, molecular function: methylenetetrahydrofolate dehydrogenase (NADP+) activity; methylenetetrahydrofolate dehydrogenase (NAD+) activity; methenyltetrahydrofolate cyclohydrolase activity. NCBI's taxonomy places the organism in Eukaryota, Metazoa, Chordata, Mammalia, Rodentia, Bathyergidae.
GUUACAUGGACCAAUGAAUGCCAGCGGCAGGUGGGGCCUGCCACCCCGCGGUGGUAAAACUCCGCGACCCGCGCGCGCGUUUGUCUCAGGGCGCGGGCAUCGGUACGACUAUGGCUGCAACUUCUUUCUUGUCCGCUUUGGCCGCUCGGCUGCUCAGGCCGACGCACAGCUGCCACCUUCGCCGUCGCCCCUUCCAUCUCGCCGCAGUUCGAAAUGAAGCUGUUGUCAUUUCUGGAAGGAAACUGGCGAAGCAGAUCAAGCAGGAGGUGCAGCAAGAGGUGGAAGAGUGGGUGGCCGCAGGCAACAAGCGGCCACACCUGAGCGUAGUUCUGGUUGGCGAGAAUCCUGCAAGUCACUCGUAUGUCCUCAACAAAACCAAGGCAGCUGCCGAUGUGGGAAUCAACAGUGAGACCAUUGUGAAACCAGCCUCAGUUUCAGAGGAAGAGCUGUUGAAUUUGAUCAAUAAACUCAAUAAUGAUGAAAAUGUAGAUGGCCUCCUUGUUCAGCUGCCUCUUCCAGAGCACAUUGAUGAGAGAAGGAUCUGCAAUGCUGUUUCUCCAGACAAGGACGUUGAUGGCUUCCAUGUAAUUAAUGUGGGGCGAAUGUGUUUGGACCAGUAUUCCAUGUUGCCAGCUACCCCGUGGGGUGUAUGGGAAAUAAUUAAGCGAACUGGCAUUCCCACCCUAGGAAAGAAUGUGGUUGUGGCUGGAAGAUCAAAAAAUGUUGGAAUGCCCAUAGCAAUGUUACUGCACACGGAUGGGGCCCACGAAAGACCUGGAGGUGAUGCCACUGUUACAAUAUCUCAUCGCUACACUCCUAAAGAACAACUGAAGAAACACACAAUUCUUGCAGAUAUUGUAGUAUCUGCUGCAGGUAUUCCAAAUCUGAUCACAGCAGAUAUGAUCAAGGAAGGAGCAGCAGUCAUCGAUGUGGGAAUAAACAGAAUUCAAGAUCCUAUAACUGCUAAACCCAAGUUGGUUGGAGAUGUGGAUUUUGAAGAAGUCAAGAAAAAAGCCAGUUACAUCACUCCAGUCCCUGGGGGCGUUGGUCCCAUGACAGUGGCAAUGCUAAUGAAGAAUACCAUCAUUGCUGCGAAAAAAGUGCUGAGGCCUGAAGAGCGGGAAGUGCUGAAGUCUAAAGAGCUUGGAGUAGCCACCAAUUAACUGUCUGCCAUGCAGUGAACAGGAGGACUUCAAGCCAGCCCAGAAGCAGUGCAGGCCAAUAGAAAUACAAGACUUUUAUUUAUUCAGCUGAAAUGGUUUAAAAUAUACUUUGUAUUUAUUGAAAGCUUAAGUGGGUCGUUGCGUGUGCACAUGGCCUUGCAGUAUUUGCCAGGGGCACUCCAGGGUCAUGCUGGGUCAUGUGAUUCAGCCGAAAGGAGCUGUGAACCUAGUGAUUAAUGUGGGAGAUACUGUCACCUUGAGAAUGGAUGCUUAACUUUGCCGAGCCACUUAAGUUAAAAUCUGCCUUUUCUAGAAUUGCAUUUCCCAAGUGCUAUUCCAAUAAGAGUUGAUACUUGUUUUAGGUUCUAAACCUUUUGAGAUCAACUAGUCAAACCAAAGGAAAAAUGUUGCUAGAGAAAAAUCAGGAAAAAGGUGAAAAGGAAGAAAUGGUGGUAACUGAUUGGGUAGAGGAAGAAAAUUACCUUAAUUUCUGUACGUACUGAUUGGUAACCAAAUUUAUCUGAAGUGAACCGAAUUGGCUGAGGAUAAA